UGUUUUGAGUGUUAGAAGGCAGAUGACUCACUCCUAGGGAAGAGGUUGCCAGGCAUGUAAUAGACACCUGAAAUAAUAUAGAUAGACUGAACAGAUUAAUGUAGAAUCCUAAACUCUUAAAAGUGUCUCCAGAAUUGGUGGGUUCUUGGUCUCGCUGACUUCAAGAAUGAAGCCGCGGGCCCUCGCGAAGAGAAAAAUGAAGACAGGACAUUUUGAAAUAGUCACCAUGCUGCUGGCAACCAUGAUUCUCGUGGACAUUUUCCAGGUGAAGGCUGAAGUGUUAGACAUGGCAGAUAAUGCAUUUGAUGAUGAAUACCUGAAAUGUACAGACAGGAUGGAAAUUAAAUACGUUCCCCAACUGCUAAAGGAGGAAAAAGCAAGCCACCAGCAAUUAGAUACUGUGUGGGAAAAUGCAAAAGCCAAAUGGGCAGCCCGAAAGACUCAAAUCUUUCUCCCUAUGAAUUUUAAGGAUAACCAUGGAAUAGCCCUGAUGGCAUAUAUUUCUGAAGCUCAAGAGCAAACUCCCUUUUACCAUCUGUUCAGUGAAGCUGUGAAGAUGGCUGGCCAAUCUCGAGAAGAUUAUAUCUAUGGCUUCCAGUUCAAAGCUUUCCACUUUUACCUGACAAGAGCCCUGCAGUUGCUGAGAAGACCUUGUGAGGCCAGUUCCAAAAAUGUGGUAUAUAGAACAAGCCAGAGUACUUCAUUUACAUUUGGAGGGCUAAACCAAGCCAGGUUUGGCCAUUUUACCUUGGCAUAUUCAGCCAAACCUCAGGCUGCUAAUGACCAGCUCACUGUGUUAUCCAUCUACACAUGCCUUGGAGUUGACAUUGAAAAUUUUCUUGAUAAAGAAAGUGAAAGAAUUACUUUAAUACCUCUGAAUGAGGUUUUUCAAGUGUCACAGGAAGGGGCUGGCAAUAACCUUAUCCUUCAAAGCAUAAACAAGACCUGCAGCCAUUAUGAGUGUGCAUUUCUAGGUGGACUAAAAACCGAAAACUGUAUUGAGAACCUAGAAUAUUUUCAACCCAUCUAUGUCUACAACCCUGGUGAGAAAAACCAGAAGCUUGAAGACCAUAGUAAGAAAAACCGGAAGCUUGAAGACCAUGGUGAGAAAAAACAGAAGCUUGAAGACUAUGAUGUGAAAAUCCUUGAACCCACCCAAAUACCUGAGAUGGGGUCUCACUAUGUUGCCCAGGCUCAAACUCCUGGUCUCAAGCGGUCCUCCUGCCUUGGCCUCCUAAAAUGCUGGAAUUACAGCUCCAGGUCCAGUUCCUGUUCCAGGUCCCAAAAGUCAUCCUUCUGCAUCCUCGGGCAAACUCCUGCUUCCACAGUUUGGGAUGGUCAUCAUUUUAAUCAGUGUUUCUGCUAUAAAUCUCUUUGUUGCUCUGUAGGUUGAUGCAUUAUCUUUCUUAUGCUUUACUUGAAAUAACUAUAGGGAUUCCACAGGAGAUCAAAGGGAAUGAUGUAUUUUUUACGUGUUGGCCAAAGUCACUGGAUAAAAUGAGAAUUGCGUAUUUAUUAUUCAUUUUGCAAGUUCAGAAAGUUGGUCCAGAUAUAUGUCACAGAACUUUUCACUUCUAUACUACUCUUACAAUUGAAAAAAAUCCCGAAAACUGUAUACUUCUGAUUAAAUUCAAUAAAAGAUUUUGAUUAGA
Molecule: messenger RNA, 1652 nt
Organism: Pongo pygmaeus (Bornean orangutan)
Lineage: Eukaryota; Metazoa; Chordata; Mammalia; Primates; Hominidae
Gene: ART3
Product: ADP-ribosyltransferase 3 (inactive)
Exons: 11
Coding region: 167-1393 (408 amino acids)
Molecular function (GO): NAD+-protein-arginine ADP-ribosyltransferase activity; NAD+ poly-ADP-ribosyltransferase activity
Source: RefSeq, a predicted model, not a curated record